AUGGACAUCACGCCUUCGACGCUCCCCACCAUGGGCCCGCCUGUGCUGAGCAGCCCGGUGGGGGAGCGCAAUGGAAUAGCCCAGGAGCCGCCUACAAUCGGGGAACCGGAGAAGACUACAAACGGAAAUGGCAGUUCUACGCCGGUAGGGGCUGCCGCGGCCGCACAGCAGCCAAAGGUCGUCCAGACUGCCUUUAUUCACAAGCUAUACAACAUGCUUGAAGACCAAAGCAUUCAGCACCUCAUUUCAUGGUCCAGCAGCAACGAGAGCUUUGUCAUGUCACCUUCAAGCGAGUUUUCCAAAGUCCUGUCAUCGUACUUCAAGCACACUAACAUUUCCUCAUUCGUCCGCCAGUUAAACAUGUACGGCUUCCACAAAGUGAGCGAUGUUUUCCACACCGGGUCUCCUGACUCGCCACUGUGGGAAUUCAAACACGGCAACGGCAGCUUCAAGCGCGGGGACCUGGUGGGACUGCGGGAGAUCAAGCGACGGGCCUCGCGGCACGCGCUCAUCCACCGCGAUUCCUUCUCGACGCCCAAAGUCCUCUCCGGCCCGCCGGCCGGAGCACCUGUCGAGCCGAUGCCUGAUCCGGUCGAAUCACGACUAAACGUCCUAGAACAUAGCCUGUACGACAUGCACGCGCGCAUGCAGCGCUCGGAGGACAGCUGCGCCUAUCUCAAUCAGAAGAACAUGCUCCUGAUGGAGGGCAUGAUGCGAUGCCACCAGUGGAACCAUGACCUCGCAAAUUAUAUUAUGACCUUAAUGCCAGACCCGGAAAGUCAGAUCCACAAGGAUGUUUGCUUGAUGCAGCGCGACAUUGCCCGCCAAACGGAAAUGCUGCGUGCUCUUGAAGCUCCAGAAGAGCCCCUCUCGGCACGCCAACCCUUCUUCAUGCAGGUCGACAACGGCAACCAACCCCCUCUUUCCCCGCGACAGAUGCCCCAGGAUAAUUUUCCUGAAUCCCGCCGAGGGUCGUUAGCCGGUCUGCCUCCGCGCCAAGCCCCAUUUAAGCCUCCGGUCCCGGCCCAUAUUGCGAUUUCUCCGCGUCGAUACGGCUCAAUAGGUACGGGUAAUUACUCGCCAUCUUCAGCCAGGACCCCAGCGAGCCACCAGCCACCCCCACCUCCUCCACCGUCUAUCCAGCAUCCGGGUGGGACUCUGGGGAGCAAUUUAGGGAGCAGCUCAUCCCCGCCUUAUAAUCUGUAUAGGCGGCAUACCUCGGCAGAUAUACGCACGCACGGUUGGCAGCCACAGCCGCCCUCGCACUCACCGUAUACAUCCGGCCAGAAUUCAUCCCAAUGGCCCUCGUCGCCCCAUCGGCCGCCUAUCGGAGGUGGCGACCAGCAGCUCCGGGAUGCUUUGGAGUCGUACCAGCUGCCCCGCGGUCCUCGCCAACAGUCGUCUCGUCAAGGAACUCCACCUUUGACAAGCGAUACUACUCCGUCCACACUAAGCGCGGACAGCAGCUGGUCGCUCCCAGGAGCUCGCUACCCCUUCAAGGGCAUCGACACCCCCGGUCCGCCUACGCGUCGCUCUAGCAUGGCCUCCAAUGUACAUUCCUUGCUCAACCCCGCCGACACGCAAGAGCGAGCGGACGAAGAUGAUCCGGACGAGGCCCGCAAGCGAAAGCGGAUGCAGUGA
This is a messenger RNA of Trematosphaeria pertusa, 1641 nucleotides long. RefSeq names its product HSF-type DNA-binding domain-containing protein. The transcript has 6 exons. The record is from RefSeq and is a predicted model, not a curated record. Gene Ontology annotation, biological process: regulation of DNA-templated transcription. NCBI's taxonomy places the organism in Eukaryota, Fungi, Ascomycota, Dothideomycetes, Pleosporales, Trematosphaeriaceae. Gene Ontology annotation, molecular function: sequence-specific DNA binding; DNA-binding transcription factor activity. The coding region runs from base 1 to 1641 and encodes 546 amino acids.